AUGACAAGUAAUAAUGGCGGUCGCAGGUCAAAGCACCAUGACGACAUCGACGACGAUGAGGGUUCUGUGUUUCAGUACAGCAACACGGAAGUUGAACUGAAGCAACUGGUACGGCUCAUGGCCAAGCACAAGAAUCAACCUCGAUUGACCGUACUUUUGGCGAUGGAAAAAGAUCGAGUGAAUCUACGGGAUGCCCUGCAGUUUGCACAGGGCUUUGUCGAUAGUCAUGUCCAGAAGCGACAAGCCAAGAAACUCAAGCAGCAUCAGCAAAGCGUUCGUCCAGAUGCCGCUCCACUCUCCUUGUCUCGUCGUGCUGAUGAUCACAGUGGUGACGAUGACGAAGAAUUUAAAGACAGACGCUACUACAAGGGCCGCAGCAAAGUGGCACGGCAAGUGACUCCUUCAAAGAGCUACAGUGCCUCGUCUUCCAGAGAUAGUGAUAGCAGCAGCGACGAUUCCAGCAGCAGUGACGAAGAAGAAGACAGAAAGAUGCCAGCCAAGAAAGGGACUUGGAUCUGUGGAGUGUGCACUCUGGCAAAUUCCUCUAUCAGACUUACAUGCAUGGCAUGUGCUUCUAAUCCUCCUCGACCUUCUUCUACUAUCAAAGUCAAAGCCAAAAGGAAAACGAUAGAAACACACCAGCCACCCCAGCUCAAACCCAAACGAAAGAGAUCACCACCACCGUCUCCUGUAGCCAGUGCCCCCGUGGCAAUCCGACCCCCACCAAAAACCAUGAGUACCGUAAGUCCUCCAGUUGCAGUCCGACCAAGAGUCAUGAAGAAUACCACAACUAUUAAUACCACCAAGAACGCCCAAAAGCAGAAAAGGCUCAUCAACAAAACCUGUAGCUCGAGAAAUCACAGAAAGAUUGAUCAGAUCCGACGCGAGCAAGAGGAAGAUGUCACCACCAGCGAAGAAGAAGAGGAAGGCGACAAGAAGAUGCCGGCCAAACCGCAGUGGCAGUGUGAAAUGUGCACAAGGAUGAAUGAAGCCAUGGACCAAAAUUGCUCGCUUUGUGACGCUUGUCGACCCGAAGAACCAAGAGCCAGAAGAAACCGGAGAAAACCCUCCCAAGAGAUGGAAACCAAAAAGAAGCAAGCCGAACUAAGAGCCCAACAAAGUGCCGCCCAGGAAAAACUCAUCCAAGAAAUGGAAACCAAAAAGAAGCGGGCACGAGAAACGGAGGACACCACAAGGAACGCGGGUGAAGACAGAGCCUCCAAAACCAACAAGAAGAAAGAUGCUACGUCGAGCUCUACGACCGUCACUCCUAGCACCACGGCAAGCGGCGAUAGUGCUAUUUCUACAGCAGCAAUACCAACUGCCAAAGUCAGCUCUGAAGAGGAAGGGUCUUUCAAGGAUCUCCUCGAGCACGUACAACAGGGUCUGGAGUCCCUCCGGCGGGGAGACUAUUGGGCCGACUAUGGGUUGGAACCCACGGUGGUCUUGGUCCCAGCGGAAGAAGAGGAGGAUGACGAUGAUGAUGAUAAAUGGAGGAGUGAUACAACGAGUCCGUUUCGUGUCUUUUUCAGGGCGGUUGCCACGGACAUGGUCAAGCAAGAACAAGGGCGAACCGGAGGACGCCUUCAACGCAUUCGGGAGUACAUGGCAGCCCUUCAGGAGCGAGACGAGGAAUGGGUGGAAUACAUUCGACUGCAUGAUGAUCCAACUGCAACCAAUCCGCAAUGGGAAUGUCAAGUUUGCAUGACCAUGAACGAGGAAGGCAAUGGUAUCGACUAUUGUACGGUCUGCACACAGCCCAAAAACACACCCGCACCGGCGACAUUGAAAACUACAGCAGCAAACAAAAGGAACAAGCGACGAAAGGCGUAG
This is a messenger RNA of Seminavis robusta, 1833 nucleotides long. Lineage: Eukaryota; Bacillariophyta; Bacillariophyceae; Naviculales; Naviculaceae. The record is from the annotation of a GenBank genome assembly.